This is a messenger RNA of Cyphellophora attinorum, 2625 nucleotides long. RefSeq lists its product as uncharacterized. The record is from RefSeq and is a predicted model, not a curated record. Lineage: Eukaryota; Fungi; Ascomycota; Eurotiomycetes; Chaetothyriales; Cyphellophoraceae. The transcript has 2 exons. The coding region runs from base 1 to 2625 and encodes 874 amino acids.
AUGUCUCAACGACUACCUUCAAAUGCCUCGCCGAGCCCUGCUACACGUCUCGGUCCCUCGGAAGCAGGUCGUGCGGCUAUCGCAGCAUGGGCGGAUCUGACACCCGAGGAGAAGCAGGAGGGAAUAGCAGCCGUCUAUGCCAUAAUCAACAGCUACCAUCAUCAAGAGAUAUGCAUUUCUCCGGCUUCAGGACUGUGUUUCGGCUCGAGAGACGAUGUAUUCUGUUCAAUCCCGUAUUGCAAGCGCUGCGCUGGUCAGAAUCUAACUGCAGCUUGCAUUGAGCUUGCUAAGCAAGGAUACAAAGAGUUGGACGAGGCCGACUACAUGAAGCAACUCAAUUCCAUGGCCACCGAUAUCCAACAGAACUUCCUAUUCCUGCGUGCGAACAAGUCUGCAAUCGUUCAGGCGACCUCUUCAUUGUCGAUCUCGGAACUGAAGGCGCUCAUAAACAAAGCCUUUCAGUGGGAGCCACCAAAUGCUUACUACGACUUCGCCAACUUUGCUCAACGCGACCCUCGGCAACCCAAAACACAGUUCAAUCAAGGCGCAACACGAACAGCUCGUGACAGUAGCAGAACUGCCUCCUUCGUCGCAAGCAUUCUGGAGCCACGGGCCACUCGCCAUCCAGUACACUUCCUUCGUGAUGAUGAUGCGCAAUCACAGCUUUGCUGGUCACAAGCGAUGGGCAAAAUUCGUUCCGCGUCUUGCUAUGUCGAAUUGGCCAACCCUUCAGAAUACACUUGGCGAGCUCGCACAAUCACACCCGAUGCACUUCAUGAUGACUUCACAUUCAGUGCUGCACGCGCUUGGCUUUUUCUCACCGCGCAAUGGAAGAUUUAUGACGGUCUCCUGGGAUUUUGCCAGCAUGUUCUCCCACCCGGAGACUACAGUCUCGGUCAGUGCUCUACCGAAUCACCCAAGGACGCGAAAGCUGUUGCAGCGGCGUUGCUCCCUCAGCUCGAGGUGUUAUCGGAUUGUUCCAGGGCUCUUUUGGAGGAUGAGCGGCAGUAUCUACCCUCCUUUGGCGGCGAUACCAGGCACGUGAUCGAUGAAGUCGCGAUCUUGGAGCAGAAAUUCAAAAGAAGUGGCCGCCAGACCUAUGAGGCGCGCGUACGCGCCAUCGACUAUUGCUCCAUGUACAGAUUGAAGCGCACUGCAGUCCUCUCCCAUUUGAAGGAGGAUUUGCGGAAAUUUCGCAAGUCGACAGUUUCGUUUCUGAAGGACGGAACUACGAAUUCCGAUGCUCAUAAGGAAUUCUUGCGUACCAGGGACGAUACUGAGGCAAAGGUGCUGAUGUUUCUGAACGAAUUGUGCAAGGAGGCCCUCAUUGAGGAGCUCGAAAUCACGACUGUCUUUAGUGAGAUUGAUGCUCACCAAUCCGACUGGAGGGACCUCUACAGCUGCAAGAAUUUCAACCGUUCAUUACCCAAAGGAACACUUGGGGCAGACCCUGCCACCACCAUGUUCUGGUUCUUGUGCAAAGGAUGGACCGUGCCCGAGAAGGCGCGUAUCCUUGAGUCCACGCUCGAGAAGAGCCACAAAGGUAUGGACGAUCGCUAUCGACUUCAGCUCCUGAAACGUGUCCACCUUGCCGUCGAAAUCCUCGAUGUAUUGGAAGACGUCCAUCCAUGCGUUGUCAACGAAGCAGAUUUCGCUUUUUACGAGAAGCGCUUCUACCCGCCAGUGAAUACUGUUGCAUUAACGUCUCUAGCGAUGCAGUAUGACCUUAUGAAAGACCAGUUCGCGACAGAAUGGACUGCAUUACUGUGGGAGAAGACAUUUGCUGAGCUGGAGGAGCACUGGAAGGUCGUUUCGUUGUGUACUGAAGGCAGAAGGGAGCUCAGAGAACAGUUGGGAAUGCCGGAGUCGAAGGAGGAGGAGGAGCCGGACGGAGAGGAAGUCGCAGCUGUCACUCCAGCUGCCGACGCUGCCGAAGAAGCCGUAAGAACACCCCAGCGGACUCCUAGGAUAGGGUUGGGUACGCUGGUCGAGCCUGCUACUGCUCAAAAUACGCCAUCUCGCCGCCCUGAUGUCCGCAAUCAGUCGUAUCUACGGGACUACGUUUUUGGCGCGAGAACACGAUCUAGGGAUGGGCACCACGGAGGACAUCGCCCACCACAGAUCCAGGAAGAACCAGCCCGCGAUAGACGGCCAAAGCGUCGCAACGGGUCACCACCCGAAGCAGCUGCAGCACCAGCAACAAUCCCAGUAGCGCCUCCCCUCCCAGCUCCUCAGAAGCUUGUCUUCAGGGACGCCAAACUCUACGACGACUGGCGCCAGCUUUUCCCGCUUCCUGGCAGCCGCCAGGUACGCCGCGAAAUCAAGUGGGAGAAUCUGCGCCGCUGUCUGGAAGCAGAGCCACUGGAGUUUACGUUAGUAUUUCGCGAGGCGCCAACGUUCCGUUAUAGGCGGGAUGCACGAGAUGGCCGGCCGAAUCUGAUGAUCGGGUUGCACUGCCCGCACGGCGCGAACCCGACGCUUACGAAGAGCAUGCUGGAAGGCAUGAGGAAGAAUAUCGCGCAGAGCACGGGGGACGAUUUGUGGGCCAAGGAGUGGGAACGGAGAGGCAACUGGGAGGAGAAGGGCCGGAGAGGCGACAGCGAGGUCUGGCAGAGUGAGUACUGA